AUGCCUCGCUAUGCCCAGCUGGUGAUGGGGCCUGCGGGGAGCGGGAAGAGCACCUACUGCUCCAUCAUGGUCCAGCACUGCGAAUCCCUCAACCGUUCGGUGCAGGUGGUGAACCUGGAUCCGGCAGCAGAACACUUCGACUACGAUGUUAUGGCAGAUAUCCGAGAGUUGAUUGAGGUGGACGACGUCAUGGAAGACGAUUCCCUCCGGUUCGGCCCCAACGGCGGCUUAGUUUUUUGCAUGGAAUAUUUUGCAAACAAUUUGGAUUGGCUGGAAGAAUGCCUUGGUCACGUGGAAGAUGAUUACAUCCUAUUCGAUUGCCCAGGUCAGAUUGAACUCUACACUCACUUGCCGGUGAUGAAACAGUUUGUAGAGAAGCUGCAACAGUGGGAAUUCCACUGUGCGGUGGUUUUCCUUGUAGAUUCUCAAUUCAUGGUGGAAUCUUUAAGGUAUCUUAUGUUUAUUUCCGGUGCGAUGGCUGCUCUGAGCGCUAUGGUUUCCCUAGAGAUCCCCCAGAUCAACGUCAUGUCCAAGAUGGAUUUGCUGAGCAAGAAAGCAAAAAGCGAAGUUUCCAGGUAUCUGGACCCCGAUAUGUAUUCUGCCUUGGACGAUUCCACAGAUCUACUCAAAAGCCGGCGGUUUAAGAAGUUAACCACGAUCUGUGGCUUGAUCGACGAUUACAGCCUGGUUCGCUUCCUGCCACUCGAUCGCUCCGACGAGGAGAGCAUCAACAUCGUCCUGCAGCACAUUGAUUUCUCCUUCAGUACGGGGAGGACUGAAUUUAAGGAGCCAAAGGAUAAAGAGGAAGACAAAUCUUCAGCUUUUGACGAAUUCUUCCAGGAUGGAGUGGAUGAAUGACAGUUUUCGAUAUUUCAUUCAAAUCCAGAUGAAAUUGGCAUCGCGUUUUUUUCUCCACGCUGCGUUUCAAAAUUCACAAACUCUUGGAGCCGUCAAAGGACAAGGGGUGGGGUUUUUUUUUAACCCACGAAGGGGUUUAACAUUAAAAAAAAACGGAUCGCGCCACAAAGUUUUAUUUUUGGAAGACACGAAGUCCGCGUUGUAAGAAAUAAAUUAUUGUGUUUCGUGUUU
Thamnophis elegans (Western terrestrial garter snake) is the source of this 1089-nucleotide messenger RNA. It is a transcript of the gene GPN3, whose product is annotated as GPN-loop GTPase 3. The record is from RefSeq and is a predicted model, not a curated record. Lineage: Eukaryota; Metazoa; Chordata; Lepidosauria; Squamata; Natricidae. Gene Ontology annotation, molecular function: GTPase activity.